CUUGGAGUGGAACGACGCCAAUGUUACCAGUGGUGGGCUGUGACCGUGAGUGAAAAGCUUUAGAAAGACCCAAAGUUCCCGCGAAGUACAUACGGCCAUUGGAGGUCAGUGAAGGAUGAAGCGCUUCUUUAAGCCAAUAGAGAAGGAAGGGUCUUCGAAGAAGGCGGCUCUCUCACCUUCACUGAAAGAUGGUGAUGAUUCGGAAGCAUCAGUGUCGGACAAGAAAGAGCCUCUGAAGUUUAUAACUUGGAAUGCAAAUAGUUUACUUCUCAGAGUUAAAAACGACUGGCCGGAAUUCACCAAGUUCGUCACCAAUUUUGAUCCGGAUGUUAUUGCCAUACAAGAAGUAAGGAUUCCUGCAGCAGGUUCAAAAGGUGUAUCUAAAAACCAAGGAGAAUUGAAAGAUGACACAAGCGCAUCACGGGAAGAGAAGCAGAUGUUGAUGCGUGCUCUUUCCAGUCCACCAUUUGCAAAUUAUCGUGUUUGGUGGUCUCUUUCAGAUUCCAAGUAUGCUGGAACUGCAUUGUUUAUAAAAAAGUGUUUUCAACCAAAAAAGGUUUUCUUCAAUCUGGACAGAAUAGCUUCAAAGCAUGAAGUGGACGGUCGUGUAAUUUUAGCUGAAUUCGAGGAAUUUCGUUUAUUGAAUACAUAUUCACCAAAUAAUGGAUGGAAGGAAGAGGAGAACUCUUUUAAGAGGAGAAGAAAAUGGGAUAAGAGAAUGUUGGAAUUUGUUAUCCAAUCUUCUGAUAAGCCUCUUAUAUGGUGCGGCGACUUAAAUGUUAGUCAUGAAGAUAUUGAUGUGAGCCAUCCAGAGUUUUUCAGCGCAGCAAAACUUAAUGGGUACAUACCUCCAAAUAAGGAGGAUUAUGGACAGCCUGGUUUUACCUUGGCUGAAAGGAAGCGUUUCAGUGCCAUAUUGAAAGAGGGAAAGCUGAUAGAUGCAUAUAGAUUCCUGCACAAGGAGAAAGACAUGGAGUGUGGCUUCUCUUGGUCUGGGAACCCUAUUGGAAAGUACCGAGGCAAAAGGAUGAGAAUCGACUAUUUCUUAGCUUCCGAGAGUCUGGCAGAUAGGAUUGUUUCGUGUGAGAUGCAUGGGCAAGGGAUUGAAUUACAAGGUUUCUACGGAAGUGAUCAUUGCCCGGUUUCGCUUGAGCUGUCAGAAGCCAGUUCUUGCCCUGAGUCUCAAAAAAGCUAAUUACUUCAUUAAGUAAGUUAUUAGGAGCUUCCUUUUAUUGUAUGGUUGGCAUAGUUGACUCUCUUUUUGGAUAGCAACCCUACCUGCAGUACGUGUAUGAAUACUUCAGAUCUGAUACUGUAAUGCUGCUGGGAAUGUUGUUCCAUUGGACUCUUUCUUCCCCAAAUUUCUCUAGCUAUUGAAGUUCGCUUCUGUUUUUAGGCUACAAAAUGGCGCAAACUCGGAUGGGAUUUCUUGGGAUAACCAAGUUUCUACGAAUUUGGAGUCGUUUUUCAUGGGCGUUGCUCUCAUGACUAUGUCUAA
Messenger RNA from Cucurbita maxima (winter squash), 1498 nucleotides. Its product is annotated as DNA-(apurinic or apyrimidinic site) lyase. Gene Ontology annotation, cellular component: nucleus. The transcript is spliced from 9 exons. The coding region runs from base 116 to 1195 and encodes 359 amino acids. Gene Ontology annotation, biological process: base-excision repair. The record is from RefSeq and is a predicted model, not a curated record. NCBI's taxonomy places the organism in Eukaryota, Viridiplantae, Streptophyta, Magnoliopsida, Cucurbitales, Cucurbitaceae. Gene Ontology annotation, molecular function: phosphoric diester hydrolase activity; double-stranded DNA 3'-5' DNA exonuclease activity; DNA-(apurinic or apyrimidinic site) endonuclease activity.